AUGACAAUCAAAGGAAAGAAAUGCAAAUUAAAAACGAUUCGUUGUCGCAUUAUUCAAGUAUUACUCUUUGUUAUUGGGGUUAUAUUAACCCUGUUUGGUAUUUCAAUGAUAUUCCUUGCACCACAUCUUAUUAAUACUAGAAUUUAUCAGCAGAAGAAUAUUGCCCGAAACAAUGAAUUAUAUCAUUUAUGGAAGAAUCCUGAUUAUAAAUUUAAUUCGGAAAUUUUUGUUUACUCAGUGAAAAAUCCACAUCAGAUUUUAGAUGGAAAUAAGCCAGAAAUGAUCCAAAUAGGUCCAUAUGCAUAUGAGGUAAGUUUGGAGAAAAAUAUUCUUGGUUUUGGUAAUGGUUCUGUCAAAUAUCAAAAUGUUCAUAAUUUCACUUUCGACAAGAAUGCUUCCUGCGCGGAAUGUUCAUUAACUCGAGAAAUUUGGAUUCCAAAUAUUGUUUUCCAGAAAUUUGUCGAAAUGGCUUCAAAUCCAAUUACAACUAUGGCACAAGUUGCUCUUACUUCACAACAACCAUUUUUGAAAGUUUCUAUAGAUGAUAUUUUAUUUAAAGGAUACGAAGAUCCAUACCUUGCAAAUGUAUGUGCAAUACCAUUUGUGGACAUACUUUGUAAAUCAAUUUUGAAUGUACCAAAGAGAAUUGGUUUCCUGAUGCAUAGGAAUGGUGCUCAAAAAGUUAUUGAAAUAACCACCGGUAACAAUAAUGGUAGUGUAGUAGCUGGUGAAAUACUGAACUGGGAUGGCCUCAAAUUAUUACCUGCAAAUUGGUGGACUAGUAAACAAGCUAGGGAAAUUAAUGGGACAGAUGGUGAAAUUUACAAACCAUUUAUCAAAAAAACUGAUAUAAUUUACGUGUUUGCACCGGAUCUUUGCAGAUCAAUACAUUUAACAUUUGCGAAAGAAAUCGAAUACAAAAAUAUACCAGCAUAUCGUUUUACUGUAAAAGAAGAUUUAUUGGAUUCAACAAUGCCUGGUAAUGAAGGAUUUUGUCACAAUAAUGGGAAGAUAUUUUUUUCCGAAGAUGAAAAAUGUUUUCCUAAAGGAUUUUUGGAUCUUAGUCAUUGCUACAAUGGUACACCACCCAUUCUAUUUUCAUUUCCUAAUUUUCUAUAUGCUGAUAGGAGUGUUAAAGAAUCAAUUAUUGGUCUCAAUAAAAGCUCAGUGGAACAUGAUGCUAUCAUCAUUGAAAUUGAACCGAAAACAGGAACACUUCUUCGAACUUACAUACGAUCUCAGAUUAACAUUGUUAUGUGGAAAGGUCGAGGAAUCAUUUAUGGUACGGAUUUAUCAAAGAUGCGAAAUAUGAUAGUACCAUUAUUCGCAGAAUAUCAAAUAGUGGAAAUUGGAAAUGAUUCAUUAGCACUUCUGCGGAAAAUGCUUUUACUUAUAAAAAGAGCAUUUGCAUUUCUCUGUUUUAUUCCCAUCACUACUGGUAUUCUGUUCAUUUUUAUUGCUAUCUUCAUCGAAUUACUCUUAAAAACAACAUUGAUCAAUAAAUUGAUGGGCAACUACUCGAACAAGGUGACAGUGCAAGUGCAACCACUAUCCUGACAAUUGGAAGAAUGUAUUAUUUAGAUUGACACAAUCCAUAGAUUUAAUUAUAUUCACUAAUUUAGGCAACGGGUAAAAAAGUGUCCCUUUGUCAUUUACUUUUUUAUGUCUACAAUUCGAAGCCUAAAGGCAUGCGAAGGACCUUUUUUUUUAUGAGACAUUUUAAUACUAUUCUAUGGUUAUACGAGAAAUUACAUUUCUCCUUUCAUCUUGUUCAACUGAUAAAGAAAUAU
Molecule: messenger RNA, 1790 nt
Organism: Loa loa (African eye worm)
Lineage: Eukaryota; Metazoa; Nematoda; Chromadorea; Rhabditida; Onchocercidae
Exons: 12
Coding region: 1-1557 (518 amino acids)
Cellular component (GO): membrane; cytoplasm
Molecular function (GO): scavenger receptor activity
Source: RefSeq, a predicted model, not a curated record